CACUACACUCGAUCGGUGAAACAAAACAAACGGUGCAACAUUUAAUCAUUCUUGUUUUGUUGAAAAACUAUUCAUUUUAAUCUUGCAUAAUUUAAUGAAAAAUUGUGUUCCUAAUAGUUAAAUGGAAUUGAAAAGUGAACUCCAAGUGCCAAGUGAUUGCUGUUUCACCUGUCUGCGACGAUCGGACGAUUGUCUGCACAUUGCCAGCGGCGAUGAUCCGGAAUCGCAACCCAUCUUGGAGCUUCUGCUGAAACACUUCUGGUUCAAGCCGGCGGAUUUUUCCGACUCCGAGCGGCUGCUAUGCCGGGUGUGCUGGAACCGUGUGGACGAGUUCCACCAGUUCUACCUGGAGGUGGAACAGAAUCACUGUGGCAUAUCGUUGGGUCCUUCCGGAGUCGUAAAGGAUGAGACGGAGAAUGAGGACAUGGACGUUCUUCCUCCCGCUGAGGUGGUCGUUAAAAUUGAACACUUGGAAGAGGACCAGGAAGGGGAGGAUGAGGAAGAGGACGACGGUUCGGAUGAUGACUACCAGCCGGACCGGGACUCAGAAAACGAUCUGAGUGAGGAACAACCGGAGGAUGAUGUUCCAGCGCUGGUGGACGGUAUCAAACCGAAACGGAAGUACACGAAGCGGAUCAAAAAGGAAGAACAAGAAGCGAAGCCGAAAGCGACUUACCAGGUGAAGGAUGCCAAGCAGCUGGCUGAGGAAGACGAGAUUAUAAAGGGCCAUGUGCAGUACAUUUGCGAGGCAUGUGGGAUUAACUGUGUGGCGUUUACCGAGUUCCAGAAGCAUGCACGGUCCGCUCAUAGGUUGAAAGGUACCAUCGUGUGCUGUGGGACUCGCUUCUCCAAGAAGGCCCGUUUGCUGGAGCACGUCCAGAGGCUGCAGGAUCCCAAUCGGUUCCGGUGUGAUAUCUGCAACAAAAGUUUCGUCAAUAACCGGGGCAUCCGGAGGCACAAGGAGGAGAUGCACGUGCCGGAUGAACUGCGAAUCUACGGCUGUGAUCGGUGCCCGAAACGCUUCACCAAGAAGAGUCAGCUGGCGUACCACCUGAAGGGACACGUCAAUCUGGACAACGAAACGGCCAAGUGCCCGCACUGUGAAAGGACUUUUCAGACGGAGUCCCAGCUGAAGGUGCACAUCAAGAUCCGCCACACGCGCCCAACGGACUUCAUCUGCGAUGUGUGCGCCAAGGGCUUCUACUCGAAAACGGAAUUCCAGCGACACAAGAAGCAGCACGAAAUGCGUCCGGAAGAGCUCCGGGUUCAAUGCGACAUCUGUCAGGUGUGGUUGAAGAAUGCCCUCUGUUGGCGGAAGCACUAUCGCCGACACAACCAGGGCCCAACGGCGUGCGACAUCUGUGGUCACAUUUCGCCCAAUCCGACGGCGCUGGCCAGUCACAAGCGGCACCGGCACCGAACGGAGCGGCAGCACACAUGCCAGGAGUGCGGCAAGCAGUUCAAGAGGCCACUGGGCCUGCGGGAGCACAUGGCCUCGCAUACCGGGGAGGCCCUGUACUCUUGCAGCUUCUGCGACAAGACGUUCAACUCCAAUGCCAAUAUGUUCUCCCAUCGGAAGAAGAUGCACCCGAAGGAGUGGCUGGAACAGAAGAGGUCUCAACUGGAGGCACAGAGGGGAGUUGCCCCAGGGGGUGCGCAGUGAAGGGUGAGUACUUGCGGUCUUUUAAUAAAAAAAAAAAGUUUGAAGAAAGAUUACACGUUUGGUAGCUUCGAAAUCCUUGCCGAGGAGUCGUAUCUGACUUAGGGAUGGUAGCAACUAAGUACAUUUAAAACAGGAACUUUAGAGACCUCAUGCCUGAAAUACGAGACCAAAAGGCAGGGCUGUAGGCAGGACUUUUUAGAAACUUGGCCAAUAUUUUGUUAAGUCUCUAUUUUUGAUGAAAAUUAUUUUUUUUACUAAAAUAAUCCCUAAUCCUGGUCAAUCCUGGUAUAAAAUUCUAAAAACUCAAAA
Messenger RNA from Aedes aegypti (yellow fever mosquito), 1972 nucleotides. RefSeq names its product transcription factor grauzone. The coding region runs from base 122 to 1663 and encodes 513 amino acids. Lineage: Eukaryota; Metazoa; Arthropoda; Insecta; Diptera; Culicidae. Gene Ontology annotation, cellular component: nucleus. Gene Ontology annotation, molecular function: DNA-binding transcription factor activity, RNA polymerase II-specific; zinc ion binding; RNA polymerase II cis-regulatory region sequence-specific DNA binding. Gene Ontology annotation, biological process: regulation of DNA-templated transcription. The record is from RefSeq and is a predicted model, not a curated record. The transcript has 3 exons.